AUCCCCGCGCGCGGCGUGGAUCGCGGCCGGAGCCGCCAUUGUUCCGCCGAGGGAGGACAGCGGGGCCUGGCGCUAGCGCCGAGACGCCGCUUAGCGGUCGCCACUGGAGACACUCCCUCCCUUCGCCCCGCUCUCCUCCAGGCGGCGGCGGCGRAGUGAGGCUGAUAGGGGGAACCUGGGAGCCCCUCUGUCCUCCCCGCGGCGGCAGCGGCCGAUCGCCGGCUCCGGCGCGAGGAGCUGUCGCGAUGCGCUCGGCCUGAGGUGGCCCGGCAAUCGUCGCUUCCUUUGACUCUUCCWCGGCGUCUCUGCGCCCAGCGUCAUCCUUCAAGUCCCCCUGACGGGAGGGAAGAUGGCUGCACGAAGCUGGCAGGACGAGCUGGCCCAGCAGGCCGAGGAGGGCUCGGCCCGGCUGCGGGAAAUGCUGUCGGUCGGCCUAGGCUUCCUGCGCACGGAGCUGGGCCUAGACCUGGGGCUGGAGCCGAAGCGGUACCCGGGCUGGGUGAUCCUGGUAGGCACCGGCGCACUCGGGCUGCUGCUSCUCUUUCUACUGGGCUAUGGCUGGGCCGCAGCUUGCGCCGGCGCCCGMAAGAAGCGGAGGAGCCCGCCCCGCAAGCGGGAGGAGGCGGCAGCCGCGCCAGCUUCAGCCCCUGACGACCUAACCUUGCUAAAGAAUCUCCGAGGCGAGGAGCAAAAGAAGAAGAACCGGAAGAAGCUGCCCGAGAAGCCCAAACCAAAUGGUCGAACAGUGGAAGUGGCUGAGGAUGAAAUUGUACGAACUCCUAGAAAUGUAACAACAAAGCAGCAACCAGAGACAGACAAGAAAAAUGAAAAGUCAAAGAAAAAUAAGAAGAAAUCAAARUCAGAUGCUAAAGCAGUGCAAAACAGUUCACGCCAUGAUGGAAAGGAAGUUGAUGAAGGAGCCUGGGAAACUAAAAUUAGUCACAGAGAGAAACGACAACAGCGUAAACGUGAUAAGGUGCUGCCUGAUUCUGGUUCAUUGGAUUCAACUAUCCCUGGGAUAGAAAAUACCAUCACAGUUACCACCGAUCAACUUACAACUGCAUCAUUUCCUGUUGGUUCCAAGAAGAAUAAAGGUGAUUCUCAUCUAAAUGUUCAAGUUAGCAACUUUAAGUCUGGAAAAGGAGAUUCUACACUUCAGGUUUCUUCAGGAUUGAAUGAAAACCUUACUGUCAAUGGAGGAGGCUGGAAUGAAAAGUCUGUAAAACACUCCUCACAGAUCAGUGCAGGUGAGGAGAAGUGGAACUCAGUUCCACCUGCUUCUGCAGGCAAGAGGAAAACAGAGCCAUCUGCUUGGACUCAAGACACUGGUGAUGCUAAUGCAAAUGGAAAAGACUGGGGAAGGAGCUGGAGUGACCGUUCAAUAUUUUCUGGCAUUGCUGCUUGGUCUAGUGUGGAUAGGGGAAUGAAUACCUCUGAACAGAAUUCUGCUUCUUUUGCAUCUCUCACACUUAACUCUGCUGUUUCUGGGUCUACUGCUGAGCCAAUUUCUCAGUCUACCACUUCUGAUUAUCAGUGGGAUGUUAGCCGUAAUCAACCCUAUAUCGAUGAUGAAUGGUCUGGGUUAAAUGGUCUGUCUUCUGCUGAUCCCAGUUCUGAUUGGAAUGCACCAGCAGAAGAGUGGGGGAACUGGGUAGAUGAAAGAGCUUCACUUCUGAAGUCCCAGGAACCAAUUCCUGAUGAUCAAAAGGUUUCAGAUGAUGAUAAAGAAAAGGGAGAGGGAGCUCUUCCAACUGGAAAAUCUAAAAAGAAAAAAAAGAAAAAGAAGAAGCAAGGUGAAGAUAACGCUCUUGCACAGGACACAGAAGAAUUAGAAAAAGAGAUUAGAGAAGAGCUUCCAGUGAAUACCUCUAAAGCCCGUCCAAAACAAGAAAAAGCAUUUUCCUUGAAGACCACAAGCACUAGUGAUCCAGUUGAAGUACUCAUCAAAAAUAGCCAGCCUAUCAAGACUCUUCCACCUGCUGUUCCUACCGAGCCAUCUGUUAUCUUAUCAAAGAGUGAUUCUGACAAAAGCUCUUCCCAAGUGCCACCGAUGCUACAAGAUACAGAAAAAUCCAAGUCAAAUACCAAGCAAAAUAGUGUGCCUCCUUCACAGACCAAGUCUGAAACUAACUGGGAAUCUCCCAAACAAAUAAAAAAGAAGAAAAAAGCCAGACGGGAAACGUGAAUUUUUUUUUUUUUUCCUGAAUUGGACAUGUGUUUGCAAACACUGUCUUGAAGAUUAUGCUGUUUAUGCAAUAAUUUGUGAACAUGUACAGAGUUUUAUAUAAAUUUAAACCAAUUUUUAAAACAAAACUGUGAAUACAACCACCGUAAAAAUGGAAUCAAAGGAGAGUUAAUUUAUGAAAUUAAGAGGUCAGCAGAAUAUACUACAAUGCUGGAAGACACUUGGGAAAGUCUUUUCAAUUGAACAAGAAUGAUCUUAAUUUAAGAAUAUUAUCCUGGUUUUACAACAGUUCCCUGUUUACAACAGAUUGUGCCCUGUYUCAUCUGCAGCUGAGGAAUAAUGGAUUCUGAUUAGAGAGAGGGCUGCCUCUAAGUUAGUAGGCAACUCCUUGGAUCUUAUGCACGAACUUGUACCAUUUGAAUCUGUUUUAUGCUUAUAUGAAAGUGCUUUGAUCAAAUGCAUAAUCUGCCAUAUCUUUACAUAUUUGUUGGUAGCAAUUUGUAUUAAAGGAAUCACAAGUGCAAAUAAAAAGUCAUUUACCAUUUGUUUAACUAAACUGUCAUGGUUUAGUUGCAAUUUUUAAAAAGUUCUUAAUUAAAACAUUGCAAAUGCAAUUGACACUUGUAUGGCUUAUGAAGUUAUUUUUGAUAGUCUUACAUUACUUGAAUUGUUCAAAGUACAGUAUAUUUUAAAUUAAAAAAGUAAACUAUAUGUACUCAUUUUAUACACUUAAGGUUCAAACUAACAAAUAAUGCUCUUGUUUAUGAUUUGAAAACUUUCAAGCAAAUCCAACCUAGAAUUUUUCCUUUCCCUAGCAAUUACUUUUUUUCCAGUGUCAACUCUUACUUGCUAAUAAUUUUUUGACUUUAAAAAUGAAAUCAUUCACAAACUUUGAGUAUGUGAUGGAGAAUGAAAAACUAGAGUCAGACAGCUUUAAUUGACAUUGUCAAGACCUCCAGUUAUCAGGAAUACAUUUUUUUACUGCCUUAACCUGUAGUGCGUAGAAUAUGCAUCAAUUUCUUGAAGGGGAUUCAUGUUUUUAUAAGAAUUUUCAUGUAAUUAUUGCAAUUGUGGUCAAAUAAGGAACAUUUUCUGCUUGAAACUGUAUUGAUUUAAAUGAUGUGUGAGAUGUUUCACCAUUUUCAGGCACUGUGUAAUUCUAUUGUAAUAAACUGGCAGGUAUCUUUGUAACUAUAAAUAGUGCAUGCUCGGCCAUGUACACUGUAAAUAGCCUUUACCAGAUGUGUUUGACAAGGACCAUAAUUAACAUCACUUAGUAAAUUGUGAUAAAGAAAAAAGCCAUGAUUUAUUUGAUGUGAUUGGCUUGUUUUUAUGUGGCACCAAGAAUGAAACUGUUUAACAGCUGUAACCAAUGGUACUGAUCUAUCCAUCCAAUGUCGUCUUUAUUAUAUUUGAUUGUGGCUUGAUAGUAUUGCAUUGUCAGUCUAGGAAAGCUAAAGAAGCAGAAUGGUUUUAGUUUUGUUGAAGACUGGCCUUAUUAAUGGACAGCUUUCCUAACAGGCAAUUAUUAACUUUCAUCAGGUGUUAACAUCUGUUUCAGGAACAUGGCAGUAUGUUUACAUGUCAGAGUUUUGUUUAAUUCUAUGAUAUUUCUAAAUUGAUUUGUUUAAAUAAAUGCAGCAAAUGGGUAGCAUUGUUUUUAUUUGCUUCAAUAUGGGGGUAAAUAUUAGGUAAAAUGCCAGGAAUGGAUUUCUUCAAAUAACUUUAUUUUGUUAGCUUUACUUACAUAUUUCCUAAAUAGAACUGAAAAUUCCUAAGUUGUCAGCACUUUGUAAAGGUAUCAAAAGGAGAAUUUGAUAGGGAGUCUGUAAUUUUAGAAUGUGCCAAAAUGUCUAUGCUUAAAAUUUUAAUUGAACUCUCUCAACUCUACCUCACUAUUUCUUUAUCUUAGAAUUCUUUUGACUGUCAAACAAUAGUUCAGUAUCUCCCCAUUCAGCCACCUUUGCCAGGUGUUAAAGAUUGAGGAGAGUGCUGGGAAAGUAGCUCAGUGGUAGAGUUGCUUGCCUAGUAUGCACAAGUCCCUGAGUUCGAGACUCAGCACUACAAAAAAAAAAAAAAGAAUUGAGGAGUGAUGAUUGUUGAGAUGGAGAAACAAACACAUUACUCAMUUGGAAUGGAUCCAGUAUGGAGAUAAUCUCUGUCCCUUCUCUCAGUAGUUAAGCCAUCAUUUUAUGUAUUAAGAGGUGGCAGCUAUAUGAAUGACAAAAUUAAUCCUGUUCUCUUACAUGCAUGGGGUGCGCAAGUGUUGUUACUUGCGCAAGUGUUGUUACUUGCUCCUUGCCUGUUCCAUAAAAUGUGUAUGUGACGUCAAAGCAGUUUCUGGUAUCUGAACAGAGGAGCUGGCUUCUAUCAACGCAGAAGACACCAAACUAUAAGUAAUGAUUCAGGGAGGAGGGGAGAAAGAGGAGCCUAUUGUUCUAUGGAAGCAUGAAUUAGAUGCUCCCCAGACUGCUAGUAGGAAAAUAACUGACCCCUUCAGGUUUUGCCAGUUCUGGAGGGAAUUGCUAUUCACAAGCAAGCCCUCCUACCCCUCCAAUAAACCCUCCCAAGACUCCCUAAUCCUGGCCAGUCUCCAGGUCCUAACUGAAGUCUUUCUUCAUUAUUCUGGAACAGGGACUACUGGCUGGUUUCAGAUUUCUCCAGACUGGAAUCCUAUCUAUCCAUACCCUGAAUUGAGCAAAUAAUAGUUGAGAGAGUCCAAAAAGAAAGUAUUGAAAUAAAAUGUGAUUAAUGUAAUUUACUAUGUUUACUUUGUGCAUGCAUUUUGUUGGGUUGGGGAGGUCAGAGUAAUUUAUCCAAAUCUAAUGGUAUUAUUAUUUCAUAGGCUAAUCCAGUUUGUAUUUGGGCUAAAGAUGCCAGAGGGCAAUAUUUAACUACAGAGUUUAGUUUUUCUUAAUUAAAAAAAUAGUCCUUUAUUAAUAUAGUGUGAAUUAUCUUUCAAAAUUUAGGAUUUAGGUUUAAGAUGUCAAACAGAUAUCUUACGAUUUUCCUGUAAACUCAUUGCACAAAAUGGAAUUACUUUCCAAAAGGCUUAGGGAAUGAAAAUAUCAUUUGUAAGAUGCAUUGAGUAUUGUAAAUAAAACAAACCAUUUUGUUUUGUUUAAA
Urocitellus parryii (Arctic ground squirrel) is the source of this 5311-nucleotide messenger RNA. The record is from RefSeq and is a predicted model, not a curated record. Lineage: Eukaryota; Metazoa; Chordata; Mammalia; Rodentia; Sciuridae.